AUGACCACGUUAAGAAUAAUUAUGGAUCGUCUUUUCCUGGCUGUGUUUCUAUGCAUCAGCUUGAUGCCGCUUGUUUUCAGCGCCGAAUGGACGUAUGGCAAAGAUGGCCUUAAAAAUUGGCCUGAAUUAUGCUUAAAUGGAAAAAGUCAAUCUCCUAUCAACAUAGAAGUGGCUAAAACAAAAUAUACAAAGAUGGACCCUUUUAAGCUCACCAACUACGACAUGAAGCCGACAGACAACAACUAUACCCUCAUAAACAACGGCCAUACUCUGCAAGUUGGAUUUCCUGAGAAAUUUUUUAACGUUAGCGGUGGGGGACUGACAGGAGUUUACACCACUGUGCAGGCUCACCUUCACUGGGGAUCAGAUGACAAACAGGGAUCUGAACACACAAUGAACGGAAAAAAAUACCCUGCUGAGAUACACUUUGUCAGCUACAACACCAAAUAUCCAAACAUAAGUACUGCAGCUGUCAAAUCAGACGGUCUUGCAGUCCUCGGUGUGUUCAUUGAGGUUGGAAGUGAAGAUAACUCAGCAUACGAAUUUCUGAAAUAUGCCAAGAAUGUCAUAAAAAAAUCGAGCAUGAAAAUUAAGCCAUUCGAGCUGAAACCGAUGUUGCCACCACUUGUAAAGUUUUUCCGUUACAGUGGCUCCUUAACCACUCCCGGGUGUUUCGAGAGUGUCACCUGGACGGUCUUCGAAGAGAGCGUCAAAAUAUCACAGACUCAGAUGGAAUAUCUGCGCAUGCUCGAGUUCACAGACAAUACAACGAUGGUUAACAAUUACCGCCCAGUUCAGCCUCUCUACGACCGCAAAGUUAAAUAUAGGUUCAACGAAACGACUGAAGACACUGCUGCUCCAACAACAAUUUCUGGUGCAGGCAUUAUUGACAUAAGCGUUGGUCUGUUCUCACUGAUGUUGUUGACCGCCCUGUUUGGUCGUUAACUUUCCACGUCGCUCUGAUGUAAUUUUGAUUUUUUUUAAAUUGUUUUUGCAAGUUUUAUUAUUAUCACUAUUGUUUUAGGCAGUAGUUGGUACACUUAAUGUGCUUUUGCUAAUGUAAUGUGAUUUUCUCGGUAUUGGGAAAAAGCAAUUAGUUGGGUAAGAGAUGAUUUGUACCUUUCAAACUUUUAACUUUGCCCAAUAUCUGUAAACUAAUUUGAAAGAGAUGACGUCGAUAGACCCAAUUUAUACAGACUUAUCUACUCGCUUAGUUCAUUUUUCCAUUCAAGGAUAAUAUGGACAAAUGAAAAGAUUCUAUUUUUUAUUCCUUCACCUGGUGUUUUAGUGCGACGUUUUUUGCGUGCUUUUUUAAUGUUGUAGUUCUGUCACAAUGCUUGUAAGAAGAUAAUUUAGACUUUGAGUAAAGAUUUUGUUGCACGCACAAGAUGUUGACGUUGUGUUAUCUAAGUGGUGCUUGAGUAGAGUGGGUCAGUGAUGGCAAAGAAAUCAUGGUGAAUCAAAAGAUUUUAGAAGCAGUGAUAGCUCUUCGUGUGUUUUGAGACUACUUGUAUUUAGAGCCGUCCUUGCAAAAUAUAAACGUGAGAUAACAAUA
This is a messenger RNA of Pocillopora verrucosa, 1555 nucleotides long. NCBI's taxonomy places the organism in Eukaryota, Metazoa, Cnidaria, Anthozoa, Scleractinia, Pocilloporidae. The record is from RefSeq and is a predicted model, not a curated record.